CAAAAAUAUUCAGGGUGGUGCACGCAUUAUUGCGGCCGGUGGUUGAUCUGAGAGAACAGCAGGCACCCGUUGUUGUUAGUGUUGGUAUCAUCCGUCUGGAGAGAACGACGUUUGCACUCCAGCCUCCCGCACAUAUAAACACAUACACGUACAAACAGACCACGAUGUCGAACUUUGUGCCUACCCAGUUCACGUCUUUCACCGACAAUUUCGACUUCGAUAAGCUCAAGACGGGCACUUCUUCCACCUUCAUGAGCAACAUAAAAUCCAUGAAAAAGGUGGACGACUUUUUCGACUUCUCGAGAAUGUCUAUACCCAAGAGCAUCUUCGACUUCCAGCAAAGAGUCACAUACAAUCAUUCCUACUUUGCCUCCAACUACACGGCCCUCGCCUUCCUUUUCUUCCUCUACUGUAUCUUCACCAACAUACCAUUCUUCCUCUUCGUCUUCGUGGAGCUGGUCAUCGUCUACUUCGUCCAGAAAGCAUACGGCAACAGCGACGAGCUCAGCUUGAGAUUCUUCCGCUUACACAGAAACGUCUGGUACUCGAUCCUUCUCACCAUCAACAUCCCGGUUUUCUUUUUCUGCAGUCCUUUGUCCACCGUCUUCUGGUUGUCUCUCAUCACGGCUGUGUUGGUCCUCUUCCACGCCGCCAUCAUGGACAAACCUGUCGAUGCUGCCUACAGCAAUGCUGUCUGAGCAUAUCGUCCAUAUCUUCUGUAUAGCUACUGUAUUGUUAGGUUACGUAUCCCGACUCUGUGGAACCUGGAAUGUCUCUCACUGCGCCACAAACGCCGAUCGGCGUAUUUUUGCAUUUGUGGCGCAGCCCCGGCUUUUCUUCUCUUCCUCGCUCUGCCCCAUGAAGGGCUAAUCUAUCGGGGGUGGCACAUCUUAAAAGUUGGUGAUUAGAUGAGCCCAGAAGACCAGAUGGAAAAGGGUGAGCUUCUGUAUCUCGAAAAAUAACCAC
Pichia membranifaciens NRRL Y-2026 is the source of this 966-nucleotide messenger RNA. RefSeq lists its product as hypothetical. Gene Ontology annotation, cellular component: Golgi apparatus. The record is from RefSeq and is a predicted model, not a curated record. Lineage: Eukaryota; Fungi; Ascomycota; Pichiomycetes; Pichiales; Pichiaceae. The transcript has 2 exons. The coding region runs from base 165 to 698 and encodes 177 amino acids.